CCGCGUCAGCCACACAUUCCGUUGUCGUCCGCAUCGGCGUCUGCUGCACUCGACGCGAGAGUUCCUUUGUUGGAAUAUAUGUAUAUAUAUUUGGCGGACUUUCUCCUCAGAUGUGGUGAUUAUAUCUUGGACGGUUCUUUUCAGGAUAGUCCAAGCGCGUUCUCAUUUGGUGGUGGUUACUUCACCAACCUUUUUAGGAUAGUUGGCGGUCUUUCUCCUCAGGUGCAGAUUUUAUUUCUGCAGCAGUCGUUGUUUCGAUAGUUGAAAAAAUUUUUUUCUCACAUUCUUAUUUGUGAUAAAAUGGUUAAAAAUGAAGUUUGGAGUAGCGGCGAAUCUGAACCACAAGAACAAGACUCUGUGAAUCAAGAAUUUGAUGACAUUGAUUUGGAAGACGUCGACUAUAAUGGAACUCAAAUUUUUGAGGAUGCGAUUUUUUACCCAUCAAUCAAAGAUUUUGAAGGUAGCUGCGAAAUAAAUCCUAACACUUUUAUAUCGGGAAAUAGGCCAAUAGAUUUUUUCAAUUAUUUUUGCGAUUCUUCUCUAGUUCAAAGGAUUGUAGAAGAGACAAAUAAUUAUCACACCCAAAAUCCUGAAAUUCCAUCUUCCCACAUGAAAGAUUGGUACCCUUUUACAAAAGAUGAGUUUGAAAAGUUUCUUGGUCUGUCAAUUCUAAUGGGCCAUGUUCGGAAGGGUGAUUUGAAAGAUUAUUGGUCUACAGAUUCUUUGCUAUAUACUCCAAUUUUUCGACAAAUAAUGUCUCGUGAUAGAUAUUUGAAAAUUCUGCGACAUUUACACUUUCAAGAUAAUGAAGAUGAUUCAGAAAUUGUCAAUCACCCUUUGCGAAAAAUAAAACCAGUAAUAGAUCACCUACAAAGUAAAUUUUCGGCAGCUCUUAUUCCAGGCAAAAACCUGUGCAUAGACAAAAGUCUGUUAUUAUGGAAAGGUAGGCUUCGAUUCAAACAAUAUAUUCCCUUGAAAAGAAAUCGUUUUGGCAUAAAGUUUUUUGAGUUGGUAGACUGCGAUACUGGAUUUAUUUUAGGUUUUAUUGUUUAUACUGGAGCAGAUACUAAUUAUCAAAAGUUCGGUUUGGGUAUUACUGGUGAUAUUGUCGCUCACUUUUUACAACCUUAUUUUUAUAAGGGUCAUGUUAUAUAUAUAGACAAUUGGUACACAUCCCCUACUUUGGCUGAAUUUCUGCAUGAUCGUGAUACGGGAAUGUGUGGCACGGUGAAAGCAAAUAGAAAGGGAAUGCCAAAGCUGGAAAACAAAUUAGAGCGAGGUGAAGUACAAGUCGCUCAUAAUGAUGUUUGGAUGGCAAUAAAGUGGGAAGACAAACGUAGUGUUUGCAUGCUUACAAGUGUACACGAACUUGAAUUCUGUGCAACUGAAAAAAAAAAUUAUCAAACAAAAGAAGAUAUUAUAAAGCCAACGUGUAUUCAUGAGUAUAAUAAAAAUAUGGGCGGCGUUGAUAUAUUAAUAUAGAUAGACAAUUAUCUAUAACGGAAACGGUGCGAAAAACAAUGAAGUGGUAUCGGAAGCUCUUUUUUCACCUUAUUGAUUUAUGUCUAUGUAAUGCUCAUGCUUUAUAUAAAAAAAGAAAUCAAGAAUAUACAUCGUUUCCUUCAUUUCGAUUGGAAAUAGUUAGAUU
Molecule: messenger RNA, 1648 nt
Organism: Monomorium pharaonis (pharaoh ant)
Lineage: Eukaryota; Metazoa; Arthropoda; Insecta; Hymenoptera; Formicidae
Product: piggyBac transposable element-derived protein 4-like
Exons: 1
Coding region: 301-1482 (393 amino acids)
Source: RefSeq, a predicted model, not a curated record